AUGAUCCUCGGACAAGUCAUGGCCAGGGAUAUUGGAGGUAUCUCCAAAGUCAGCUGGCUUUCAUCCGGAGUUUCGAUCGUCAACAUGUCUUUCGGUCCUGCAUUCUCUCAGGCUGCCGACUACUGGGGUCGAAAAUGGUUUAUCGUGGCAUCCUGUUCCAUAGGCAUGGUAGGCGCAAUCAUCGUGUCUAGGGCCCAAUCGAUGAACAUAGCCAUUCUAGGGACGACUUUGGCAUCCAUGGUCCUGGCAGCUCAACCGCUUACUUUUACUGUUGCAUCCGAGAUUCUACCCAGACGUUAUCGUGUACUUGGACAGGCCUUCGUCAACCUCGGUCUAGCGUCUGGAGGAGUCCUAGCUCUGCUUGGAGGUAAUGCACUUGCCGAAGCUUUCGGUGAAGGAUGGCGAAUCAUCUGGUAUAUGGAGACUGGCUUUUUGGCCUUCGCAGCCACAGUGACCACGUUCAUGUACAACCCACCCCAAAGGCCGGAAGAGGUUUCUCUCACCACAAGAGCAAAGUUGGGGAUGCUGGACUGGACCGCAAUUAUCUCUCUAACGAUUGGAGUUGUCCUGUUUGUCAUGGGAUUAACCUGGGCUAACAAUCCUUACCCGUGGCGAGACGCUCACGUUCUCGGACCGUUUCUCAUCGGAUCAGCGAUUUUGAUCGCACUUGUUAUUCACCAGACCAAGCUCAAGAAAGAUGGCUUGUUCCACCAUGGAGCAUUCAAAAGCGACCGGAACUUAGCAAUCGCCCUCAUCUGUGUCGGGAUAGAAGGCUUGGUGUAUUUUGUUGCAAACGUCUACUACCCAAUGGAGGUAGCGAUCCUGUUCACAAGUGACGCAAACCAGAUCGCACUUCACUGGUCUGUUAGCCUAUUCUCGAUGUUCUUUGCACUAGCUGUGAUUGUCUGGUACAUUCCCACUAAACGGGACAUGCGGACCCCAUUGGUAAUAUCAUAUGUGUUCGUUGCAUUAUUCUUUGGACUAUUGUUGGCUGUUGAACCUGGGAAGACUGCCUUAAUGUGGGUGGCACCUAUUUUUGUUGGCUUGGGUACAGGUAUUGGAUACACAGUAUGCGUUGUUGUGGCACAUUUCGGCGCCCCUCAAGAAUUCUUGUCACUUGCCAGUGGUAUGAUCAUCUGCAUCAGAGCGUUCGGUGCUUCAAUUGGUGUUCCCAUCUUUGUGUCAAUGUUCAAUUCGCAAACCACCAAGUAUCUCCCACGGUAUAUCGCCAAUGCUGUCUUACCAUUAGGUCUGGCGCCCAAAGAUCUUCCUGCUUUCAUUCAAGCUUUGUUAAGCAGCGACAGCAAGAGUUUGAUGCAAAUUCCUGGAGUUAGUCCAGAUGUGAUCGCCGCUGGAGUCUCAGGCCUACAGCAGGGAUAUAUCAAGUCGUUUCAGGCUCCGCAUAUUACGGCAAUAAUACUGGCAGUUGUCGGUUUGAUAGCCAGUUGUUUUGUGAUCAACCCUAAGGCUGCAUUCAACAUGCAUGUCGACUCUCCGCUUGUAGAGAAUAAAGUGGCACCAACAAAAGAGGCUGCAGCAUCUGCUUGA
Messenger RNA from Exophiala bonariae, 1548 nucleotides. RefSeq lists its product as uncharacterized. Gene Ontology annotation, biological process: transmembrane transport. The transcript is spliced from 4 exons. Gene Ontology annotation, cellular component: plasma membrane. The coding region runs from base 1 to 1548 and encodes 515 amino acids. NCBI's taxonomy places the organism in Eukaryota, Fungi, Ascomycota, Eurotiomycetes, Chaetothyriales, Herpotrichiellaceae. Gene Ontology annotation, molecular function: transmembrane transporter activity. The record is from RefSeq and is a predicted model, not a curated record.